CUGCUAAGAGCAAAAGCCUUCUCCACCCGUCGCCUCGCCCCACCCUUAGAUGAUUCAUAGCCCUGGCCCCGCCCAAGGCGCUCAUUUAACUCACUUGUGAAGCUAGGCGCUGCUCUACUUACAGGUCGUUGCUCGAGCCCGCUAGGGCUCUUAGGGUGGAGGAGGCUGCGGAGUCCCGGCGCCAGGUCCUUGUCCCCGCGCGCCAUGAGUCCCGCGCGGCGGAGCGCCCCCGCAGUGCUGCGCCUCCUUGGCGGGCUGACCCUGCUGCUGCUGCUGCUGUGUCCACCCGCUGCGCGGGGUGACUGCGGUCCUCUCCCAGAUGUACCUAAUGCCCAUACAAGUUUGGGAAGUGUUACAAGUUUUCCUGAACAAGAAACAGUAACAUACAAAUGUAAUGAAGGCUUUGUAAAAGUUCCUGGCAAGCCAGACUCAGUGAUCUGUGUUAACAAUCAAUGGACAGAGGUUACAGAAUUUUGUAAUCGGAGCUGUGAUGUUCCACCCAGGCUACUUUUUGCAUCUCUCCAAGAGCCUUAUAGCAAACAGAAUUAUUUCCCAGAGGGUUCCACUGUGAAAUAUGAGUGCCGAAAGGGCUACAAAAGGGACUAUUCUCUAUCAGGAACACUAAUUUGCCUUCCGGAUUUUACAUGGUCCAAACCAGCUGAAUUUUGUAAAAAAAAAUCAUGUCCUAAUCCUGGAGAAAUACCAAAUGGUCAUGUCAGUAUACAAACUGGCAUACUAUUUGGCGCAUCCAUCUUCUUCUCAUGUAACACAGGGUACAAAUUAGAUGGUGUAUCUUCUAGUUUCUGUGCUCUCGCAGGUGAGACUGUUGAGUGGAGUGAUCCAUUGCCAGAAUGCAAAGCAAUUGCAUGUCCAAAACCACCAGAAAUUGACAGUGGAACAAUUCUAGAACCACGUGCCACUUAUGUGUAUAGAGAGUCUGUAACAUAUAAAUGUGAGAAAGGCUUCACCCUGGUUGGAGAGAGCUCUAUUUAUUGUACUGUAAAAGACGACCAAGGAGAAUGGAGUGGGCCGCCACCUGAAUGCAAAGAUAAUUCUAGGAUUUCCAAGGUCACAUCAACAGUUCAGAACCCCACCACAGUGCAUGUUACAGGUACUGAAGUCCCAUCAACUUCUCAGAAACCCACAACAGUAAAUGUUCCGACUACGGAAGCCCAAUCAACUCCUCGGAAACACACCACAGCAAAUGAUUCAGCUACAACAGUCAAAAAAUCCCCCAUAUCGAACACUCUAUUUGCAGAGAUCCCACCAGCAUCCCAGAAUCCCAUCGUGACAAAUGCUUCUGCUACACAAGUCACACCAAAAACCCAAAGAGUCAACACACAGAGUCUUCCAGCAACACAAAAGUCCACUCCUGUACAUGCCUCAGUGACUAAGGGUUUCCAUACAACACAGAGAUUGACCUCUGCUGCUCCUAUUACAGCAGCACCGACUCCAGCUGUUCCCAGGGCAACCACGCGUUUUCCUGUAACAACCACAUCUGCAGGAAGAGGAACCCUUCUUUCAGGUGCUGUCAUCAUUGCAUCUGGAAGCCAUAUACAAAAUAUAAUUCAUGUCUUCUAUUUUUUCUUGAACUUGCCUCAUAACCAGUAUAUUUGCCAUUGUGAAACUACCGUAUAUGUGAUUGCUCAUGUUUCUAUUAACUCUACCAAUUUUUUCCCCCCUCAAGGAAUAGUUGCUGGUACUGUAAUAAUUAUCCUAAUUCUAGUCAAAAUUUUCUUGGACUGUGGAAAAUCAGGGACACACAUGUAUAACAUUGACAGUUUUGCUUAUGAUGCUAGUCACUAUUGGCUAGCUGACUUAGCCAAAGAAGAGUUAAGAAGAAAGUGCACACAAGUACACAGAACAUUUGUAGUUUCUUAGAGCUUUCUGGAGGAGUGGACACAAUAAAUGCAGUAGUGCUCUUCAUGUUACAUGUUCUCGUUGUCCUUAAGGUGCAUAGGAAUGUCAACGAAGCAAAGAGAAAAAGGAAUCUGUCCUGGAAUCACAUUCUCAACACUCCUAAGACUCUUGAAAAUAGAACAACUUGCAGGAUUGAGAGUGAUUACUUUCCUAAAAGUGUAGGAAAGUGUAGAGAUUUGUUCAUGCUUAGAAUGUGAGCAUGAAGAAAAUAAGUGACUUUUUUCCCCACUAGAUAUGUAAUGUUAUUUUUACUUACAAAGGAAAUAAAAAAAUUAAAAAACAUGAAUUGGAUAUUGAAAACAAACAGUAAAAUCAGACUCUUUUGAGCAAAAUUCCUAAAAAGAAAUGAGCCACAUUAUAAAAUAAUCCUUCUUGACUAUAAGGCAUUUGCAUCUUAUUCCAUUAAAAUGAGUCUGAAUGGGUUGGCAAAAUAUUUUAAAGGAAAACAUGCUAAUGACCCAAGAGUGUUCAGUUUCUUGGUUUAGUUGGUGGCAAAGGAAGAGUAUAGCAUGAAGGAAUAAUUCUUUGUCACUACAAUUUUGUUCUUAGGACAAUCUUUUCUUUCCUUUUUUUUUGG
This is a messenger RNA of Ceratotherium simum simum (southern white rhinoceros), 2497 nucleotides long. NCBI's taxonomy places the organism in Eukaryota, Metazoa, Chordata, Mammalia, Perissodactyla, Rhinocerotidae. The record is from RefSeq and is a predicted model, not a curated record.